Doryrhamphus excisus (bluestripe pipefish) is the source of this 8225-nucleotide messenger RNA. The record is from RefSeq and is a predicted model, not a curated record. Lineage: Eukaryota; Metazoa; Chordata; Actinopteri; Syngnathiformes; Syngnathidae.
AUGGAGAUUCAGAAAUUACGUCUCUACUGCGAUCCUCUUCAGAGCGAGAGAGAGACCGCCUGCGAGAUCUUCUCUGUGGAUGAUGAAAGGCUUGUUUCAAACAGCCUAUCCUUGUUUCUUCAGUGUUCUCUGACUCGAAAAACCACAAUAGCGGAAGAUGAAGACUGCAACUGUGUAGUGGGACCUCCUGGCCAGCGUGGCCCAGCAGGACGCAUGGGAGAGAAAGGAAAUGCAGGAGCUGUUGGUAAGCCUGGUGAAACAGGGGAGCCUGGUCCUCCUGGAUUACCGGGAGAGAAAGGUGAAUAUGGCUCAUCAGGACCAAGAGGUGCGCCUGGUAUUAAGGGAGACAGGGGAGUGCCGGGCUUGCAAGGAUUACCAGGCUCACCAGGACCACAGGGUGAGAUGGGUGAGCCAGGACAUCCUGGAGAAGCUGGAUCUAAGGGAGCACCAGGCCCACCAGGAGAAGCGGGUCCAGUGGGACCACAGGGGGUGAAAGGGUUGCAAGGACCACCUGGGAUUAAAGGAGCACAGGGCAACUGUGGCGAUCCAGGAGUUAAUGCUCGUCUUGGUUCACCAAGCCAGAAGGGUUCAACAGGAGAGCCGGGUUUUCCAGGGCUACCAGGUGCUCCUGGGUAUCCGGGGUACAAAGGCCAUAAGGGAGAGUUGGGAGAGCCAGGACCAAAAGGAAAUAAGGGGGAGCGAGGCAGAGACGGGGUGCCAGGGACCGAUGGUGCACCUGGCCAAGUGGGACCCAGAGGAAGAGAAGGAGAGAAAGGAUUGAAAGGCGAUGAAGGUCUUCGAGGGUUUAAUGGUAAAAAAGGAGACGUGGGCCACGUGGGCCACACGGGUCCUGUCGGUCCCAGGGGAUUUCCCGGCCUGGAUGGGCUGCCGGGUCAACCAGGUCAGCCUGGAUAUCCCGGAAAGCCAGGCAGGUCACCCUCAGAUGAGCAUCUUGCAAGGCUCUGCACUGAUGUCCUUCGCAUUCAACUCCCUGCACUCCUCCGGAGCAUGGAUUCUUCAACGAGGUGUGAACCCUGCCAAAGUGUGAAAGGACUCCCCGGUGAGCCUGGUGCACCAGGACCUAAAGGCUCCACGGGAAUUCCAGGUCACCCUGGAAGGACUGGCUCUCCGGGAUACCCAGGAACUCCUGGAUUGCAAGGUUCUCCGGGCCUCAAAGGUGAUAUCGGGCCGAGAGGGUUCAAGGGCAGCAAAGGAGAAGGUCAUCAGGGACGUCCAGGACCACCCGGACAGCCAGGGGCUCGAGGUCCUUCUGGCUUUGAUGGAGUCGGCCAGCCUGGAAACCAAGGAAUACCUGGAGAACCAGGACCCCCUGGAGAUCCGGGUAAAAGGGGUCACCCGGGGAUACCGGGGGUAUGUGACCUAUCCAUGUGUUAUCAGACGUACAACCUCAGGGAACAUUACAGCAAAGGACCCAAUAUCUGAUGGCAUCCACGGCAGUCACGGACAGAGGUGCUACUCGCUUCCAGAGACGAUGUACUGUAUCACUGAUUCAUGUGUGACUGUUGACUCCUGCCCAAGCACAGCAGCACUGGAGGCAGACAUAACCUCAUAUGUUGGGUCAAACUGAAAUGGGUUCCACAUGAUUCAUAGUUAUGAAAUUGGUGGUCAUAACAUCAGCAGAGAGCGAUACGGUAUACUGGGUUUAUUUUAAAUAACAUGGUUCCAGUUGCCAUAAAAAAAAUAGUAGCACCAAUGUAAUUAGAACUUAUUUAUGUUGGUUUUUGUACGCCAAGAAUGAAUAUUUGUCGAUGACAAUUAGGAUGUAAGAUGAUGAUGUAAAUCUAUAUACCUCUACUCCAGUGGUUCCCAAACUUUUUACAGUCGUGUACUUGAAGCCAUAUACAUUCUAAUCCUGCACACUUAAAAAAAUGUUGUUUUGUUAUUUGUUCAUAUAAUGCACACAGAGCAAUGAACAACAUCAUGCUCUGUGUCCUUGAGGCCAUGAGGCGUUAAGGCGCACUCAUAAUUGUCAGGCUCUAAUUGUUGUGCCAAAAAUAACGCCUGAUAACUAAUUCGUGUCAUUAAUUAAGGUAUGCUCUGACGUUGGCUAUGACGACAGAUGACAGCAGAGUGUGCCCCCCCCGCCCCCACACAGUCACACAGUGUCUGAUGCUCUACUAUAACUUUAUACUGACCUGAACACACCAACAGCAGUACAAUUCCAACACCAUAUACUGUAUGCAUCUCCAACUCCAAACAAACACAUCUCAAGUCCAUUCAUCAUUGCAUCGACACUUCCUCAUUAUCACUGGGCAGACCACAAGAUGCGUUCACAGACACGCCGAACAUCACAACAACGUCUUUAUUUUUUGCGUGUAUUUGUGAGCUAAAUAAAUAGAAAUGCAAAGAGAAACAAUAAGUGAAUAUUCCUAUCACUCACUUUCUAACUCUUAAUGCUGCAUUUAAGUAUGCUUGGAAAUCUCACCAUUCACUCAAAACAGUGUCCUUGAACACAACUUCUCAUUGCUCAUAAUAACAAGCUUAAAGUCUGGUGUAAAUAUUCUGCUAUUAAAGAAACCAGGUUAGGUAAGGUGGGUAAAAUAGAUUUUUCAGACGUAUGUGUUGAUUGAUUGAUUUAAUUUACAGUUAAUUUGUAACUGUUAAUAUGUACAAAUAUUUUUCUAAUUUUGCCCCAUUAUUUAUCCUCUUUUAAAUGAAAUACAGUAAAAAAUACAGUACUAUUGCAGAUAUAUUGUGAUGUGGUGAUCACGAUUAAUUAAUUUGAUGACCACAAUUAAUCUUGAUUAAAAAUUUUUUUUGACCAGUCUCAGUAAAUAAAUACAGUAAAACUGUGCCUAUUUCAGACAUGUUGUGAUAUGGGGAUUAAUCACCAUUAAUUAAUUUGAUAACUGUGAUUAAUCUUGAUAAAAAUUUAAGAUUUGACAAGUCUCAGUAAAUAAACAGUAAAACUGGGCCUAUUUGAGACAUGUUGUGACAUGGGGAUUAAUCACCAUUAAUUAAUUUGAUAACUGUGAUUAAUCUGAUAAAAAUUUAAGAUAUGACAAGUCUCAAUAAAUAAACAGUAAAACUGGGCCUAUUUGAGACAUGUUGUGACAUGGGGAUUAAUCACCAUUAAUUAAUUUGAUAACUGUGAUUAAUCUUGAUAAAAUUUAAGAUUUGACAAGUCUCAGUAAAUAAACAGUAAAACUGGGCCUAUUUGAGACAUGUUGUGACAUGGGGAUUAAUCACCAUUAAUUAAUUUGAUAACUGUGAUUAAUCUGAUAAAAAUUUAAGAUAUGACAAGUCUCAAUAAAUAAACAGUAAAACUGGGCCUAUUUGAGACAUGUUGUGACAUGGGGAUUAAUCACCAUUAAUUAAUUUGAUAACUGUGAUUAAUCUUGAUAAAAUUUAAGAUUUGACAAGUCUCAGUAAAUAAACAGUAAAACUGGGCCUAUUUGAGACAUGUUGUGACAUGGGGAUUAAUCACCAUUAAUUAAUUUGAUAACCUUGAUUAAUCUUGAUAAAAAUGUAAGAUUUGAUAAGUCUUAGUAAAUAAACAGUAAAACUGGGCCAAUUUGAGACGUGUUGUGACAUGGUUAAUCAUGAUUAAUUAAUUAGAUGACCCCAAUCAAUCUUGAUUAAAAAAUAGAGGGUUCGUUUGUCGUUAAGGUCCCAGUUCAUUAAGGAAAUGGAAAAACCACAACACCCCCACUCCCAAAUAAAAACGAAAUAAACCAAAAAAUACGGACCUCACCUAGAUAAUAGGAUCUAGGUAAUUACAUCUAUUUCCCUUUUUUGUACAACUAAUUAUAUUUGGAUUGGAGGCCUGUUGGGGGCUGACGUUUGCUUUGCUAAUUACUUUUAGCAAAGACUCAUGUUGAUGCUUAUCUGAUUCUUGAUCACGUAAUACACCGCAUUUCAUCACACGAGGGUCGUGGGCAUGCUGGUGCCCAUCCCAUCAGCUGUCUCCGGGCGACAGGCGGGCUACACCCUGGACUGGUCGCCAGCCAAUCACAGGGCACAUGUAGACUAAUAACCAUUCACACCACACUCACAUUCGCCAAUUAACCUAGCAUGUUUUUGGAAUGUGGGAGGAAACCGGAGUACCCGGAGAAAAUCCACGCAUGCACGGGGAGAACAUGCAAACUCCACACGAAAUACCCAAGCGGGGAAUCAAAUCCCGAUCUGCAAAAAGCAAUUUUUAAAAGAAAUUCAAACACCAUGAGCACAUAAUCGGACAUCGUCCUUGUGUGGCUGCAGGGCUUAUGAAUGAUGUUAAUUGUCGAUAUCGAACUCCUUACCGAAAAUGGAAGUGAUCCCCAUCACAAAUCCUAUUAUUGUUGAGAUUUUAAUUCAAGGACAAGUCCAACCUACUGCUGUUGAAUGUUGCGUCUAUUUAUUUUAGAUUUGUAAUGUAGUUAGACAAUACUUCAAAUUUAAAGUCAAUACAGUGUCAAUAUUGCUUAUAUCAAUAUUUUUUUUCAAGAUUGUUGAUUUGCCUUUGAUUUGUUUAUGUAAAUACACUAUAUACUUAUGUAGAUGUAUUUUUUUUCAUCAACAAUUCAACCCACAGUAGCAAAUAUCACAAAUAAGCGAGCAGUCAGAGACCAGCAUAUGUUAGCCCAUAAUUGCAUAACAUUGCAGAGUCAGUCCAUUCCAAUGCAGCAGAGCAAAUUAAUUGUAGGGUAGCCUUUUUGUUACCAGUGCAGCAAACAUUUUUCAUGCAUAUUUAUGAUAAUUUCCCCUAUAAUUUAUAGAACAUUGCAGUAAUGAUAGCCUGUGAAGAGUCCAUCCUAUUAAAGUUUUAUUGCUUGUUGUAUACCAUCUGCAUUAUAGCAUAAAGAAAAGACUCGUUGGCGAACAUGAGUGGCUGGUGCCAUUUUGUUAGUUCAGGACAAUCAGUUUUUGGCAUCAUCAGUUCAGUAAAGACAAGCAGAUUAAUUCCAGUCUAUGACUUUUUCUAUUGUUUUAGCUGUGUUUAUUGUUAUGAUUGGCUGUCUGCAUUAGUGAUGAGCAUAAACUAAAGUUCCAUGAUCUACUAUCGGGGAAAAAGGUUCCCAAACAUUUUGCAAUCUUAUACCCAGUCACACAUUUAACCCAAAGUCAUUGGCCAAUCAUUUUUAUGCAUGAGUUUGGUUUAGUUCCGUAUAUUUCGGAGACUCCAAGCCAUUUAGGACAUUAUUCUUGCAUAAUCCUUCCACUGUUUUAAAAGAGUGAAUUCAGAUAAGCUCAGUCAUUUUCAGCUAUUUCAGAUUCCAGGUAGCUGGAUUUAGCAAGAAAAAAGAUGUUGCCGGAAUUAAAUGAGCUCCAGACAGAAAGAUACAGCGACAGACAUAGGCAGAAAAAAAACAUUUUACGCAAUGAGCAGGACAUUUCGCUCCAACUGGGAUGGUACUUUGCCAAUUAGUUGCAGAUUAAAGAUGGUUUCCUUGUCAGAAUUGGCUUCUCUCUCCGUUUCCCUCUGAAAAGUGGUUUAUUAUUCCGUGUAUGGCGGAGACAAACAUCAGCACAAAACUGUCAUUUGGAACCUUGACAAAUGCCUUGUGGGAUAACAAACGUAACAAGCGCCUCUCCCCAGGGUUCACACUUCAGGAAGCCGGGUUCUAAACUGUUGUUUUUCUCUUUCAUAUGAUACAUUUCGACUUGUCAGACUUUAAGUUGGCAAGUUCCAAGGUUUUCCCUAAAGAAUAGGAAGCUGUGUUGUGGUUAUUCAAGUCACAAAUAUGACUUUUUGUAUGCAUAAGGCAAACACUUCAGCUGAACUGAACUGUUUUUGAGUGGUUACUUUUACUUUAUUACUUUGUCAUUUACUGUGUACCCUACUCGGAUAGUCGAUUCACUUGUCGCAAAGCUCAUUGGCAACAGGUUCAGCAGCUGGACAUGCUCAGUAGACAUUGUAAGUCAGGAAAUUCGAGUCUUCGCAGAGUAACUGUGAGUCCCUGAAAAUCAAGUCUUCGUCCAGCACUCGUGAGUGCUGUGAAAAUCGAAUCUUUUUCAAGUACCCAUGAGUCAUGAAAGUCGCGUCUUGAGCACUCAUGAGUCAGUGAAACUUAAAUCUUAGUCAAGCACCCGUGAGUGACGGAAACUUGAAUCUUCAUCAAAUACCCGAGUAAGUCAAACUCGAUUCUACAUUGACCACUACGAGUCAGAGAAACUUGAGUCAUCGUCCAUACAAAGCUCGUCUUCUCUGAGUACCGACGACUGUGUAAAGGAGUCCUUGUUGAGUACUUGUGAAUCAGUUAAACUUGAGUCUUCAUUGAGCACACCAAGUCCGAAAAACUAAUGUGCAACACGUUCAGCAGUUGUAGAUGCUCAUCAAGCACCUUGAGUCAGGAAAUUCGAGUAUUUUCAAAGUAACCGUGAGUCACUGGAAUUCGAGUUUUCGUCACGUACCCAUGACUCAGUAACACUUGAGUCCUUGUUGAGUACUUGUGAAUCAGUGAAAUGUGAGUCUUCGUCGAAAACACCGAGUCUAUGAAACUUAUAUGCAACACGUUCAGCAGCUAUGGAUACUCAGCCAGUACUGUGAGUCAGUGAAAUUGGAGUCUUCAUCAAGCACUCGUGAGUCAUUGAAACCCGAGGGUUUUGUCUGAGGGUACCUGAGGGUACUUGUCAAGCACCCACAAGUCAUUGAAAUUCAUGACAGUGACACUCGAGUCUUCGUUGAUCACCUAUGAGUGAGUGAAACUUGAGUGUUCGUCAAGCACCCGUCAGUCAGUAAAACUCAAGUCUUCACCGAGCACUUGUGAGUCAAUGAAAACUAAGUCUUUAUCGAUGACUAGUCAGUCAGUGAAACUCGAGUCUUCAUCUAGCACCCAUAAGGCAGUGAAACUCAAGUCUUCUUCGAGUGCUCAAGAGUCAGCGAAACUUGAAACCCAUGAGUCUUUGCCGAGUACCCAUAACAUAGUAAAAUCAGAGUCUAUGUUGAGUACUUGUGAAUCAGUGAUAUUUGAGUCUUUAUCCAGCACAUGCAAGUCAGUGAAACUCGAGUCUUUGUCAAAACCCCACCAGUCAGUGAAAAUUGACUCUUCAUGUAGCACCCAUCAGUCAGUGAAACCUGAGUCUUCUACACAUUAGUCAGUGAACACUCGUAAGUCAAUCAGACUGGAGUCUUCGUCAGAUACCCAAGUAAGAUAAACUUGAUUUUAUGUCUAGCAUCUGCAAGUCAGAGAAACUCGAGUCUUCGUGUGAGUCAGUGAAAUGCCAGUCUUCGUCAAGUACCCAUGAUUCAGUAAAACUCGAGUCUUCAUCAACCACUCAUGAAUCAGUGAAUGUAGAGUCUUCGUCAAUCACACAUACAGUAUGUCUGUAAAACUCGUGUUUUUCUCAGUGAACAGUAUCAGACAAUAAUCAGUAACAAUAUCAACAAAAUAAUACAAUUGAUGGGUUGAGUGAGCUGCCACUCAAAAGUUCAGAGGUGGCGAACGCAUUCAGGCUAACAAAAUUUCCGAUCAUUAAUAAUUACAAAAUAUGCGCAUCUGAUAAAAAUUAUGAAAGUGUGCAGGAGACUAAUGAGUAGCAUUUACCCAACUCCCACUUAUGAUUGUAUCCUGGAAUGGUGUGUAUCAGUCAAAUUGCAACAAACUACACUUUGUAAUGAACGCUGGCUUUGUCAUGAUUGUAGUAGCCAGCCAACCAGUAAAAGGGGCUAAGGAGCGGAAGGAUAAAUUGAAGCCCCGAUUUGAGGAUAUGCAGCUCAUGGGUAGAUAUUGAACAAAUAUUUAGCCCUGGCAAAAUGACCCAAAAAAAAUAUUGGAAACUCAAUAAUACAAAAACAAUAUACUUGUGAUAUUAAAUAAUAAUAGUCCGGAUGUUAUGGCCCCGACAUUAAAAAAUGCAAUUUCACUAUACUGGAAAACCAAUAUAUGUGUUUUAUUAUCUGAGUUGUUGAUUGUGGUCCAUUUCUUAGUGGGUCAGGCUGGACACCUCUUGUCUAAAGUGUUUGUGCUAAUGCUGUAUACAAAUACUGUUGCAUACUAAAUGAUCCACAUUUAUUUCCAAAAGUAUAAUAAUAUAAAAUUUAUCUUCCAUGUUUGUUGUUUUUGUUUUUUUCAUUAAUUGUACACUGUGAGUUUGAAAGCUGGAAUAGUUUUUUGAUAUCUUUGGAUUGUUUUUUCAAUACUGGUAGUGCAAUGACGUGAUCCAUUUUUAUGUUUGUAGCUGUCAAAUCUAAGUAGCAGAAGUACUUUCACAAAUCCGAUCUAUUUAUAAUAUAUCCUGACGAGAUUCUAAGUAUUAUUUAUCGAAAUUGUAUAUCUGUAAAA